Molecule: messenger RNA, 938 nt
Organism: Salvelinus sp. IW2-2015
Lineage: Eukaryota; Metazoa; Chordata; Actinopteri; Salmoniformes; Salmonidae
Product: endothelial zinc finger protein induced by tumor necrosis factor alpha
Biological process (GO): regulation of transcription by RNA polymerase II
Cellular component (GO): nucleus
Molecular function (GO): sequence-specific DNA binding; DNA-binding transcription factor activity, RNA polymerase II-specific
Source: RefSeq, a predicted model, not a curated record
AUGUCGCAGAUCACUCCUCCGGUUCUGACGACCCACAAUGACGAAAGUACACACAGGGGAGAAGCCUUACCCUGUCCUGCUGAUUGUGGCAAGAGGUUCGCCCACUCAGGAGGCCUCCGAGAACAUGAGAGGAUACACUCCGGAGAGAAGCCUCACUCCUGCUCUGUGUGUGGGAAGAGCUUCACCCAGAAGGGAAGUCUUAGAGUUCARCUACGGACACACACGGGGGAGAGACCUUAUUCUUGCUCCGUCUGCGGCAAGAGUUACACCCAAAAUGAAUUUUUGAAAGUGCACCAGCGAACACACACGGGAGAGAGGCCCUACUCCUGUUCUGUGUGUGGCAAGGGCUUUGCUCAGAUCGGAAACUUGAAGAAACACCAGCGGAUUCACACCGGGGAGAAGCCUUACCAGUGCCUGGAGUGUGGCGCCAGUUUCACCCAGAAGGACAGCCUGAAGAUGCACCAGAGGUCUCACASGGGAGAGAAACCCUGCGUCUGCCCCGAGUGCGGGAAGGGUUUCCGUGACAACGGGCACCUGAAAGUCCACGUGAGAGUGCAUACAGGGGAGAAGCCGUACUCCUGCCCUGACUGUGGGAGACGGUUCAGCCAGGCAGACGUCCUGAAGAGACACCAGAUGGUGCAUACAGGGGAGAAGCCGUACUUCUGUGCCCUGUGUGGGAGGAGGUUCGCCCAGCCUGCCACUCUGAAGUACCACCUCCGGACCCACGCAAGAGAGAACCAGAAGGAGGCGAGUUCAACAACACUUCCUUUACAGCCGAAACUGUUGCCACAGUAACAACUUCAGUUGGAACGAUUUGAAUGAACAUUCCAGAAUGUUACGGGAAGCUGCAAAUAGCCAUUUUUCUAUGUAUUCAAACUGCAAAUGCUAAUUUACUACGUGUAAUAGAAAGCCUACAUAGCAACGUGUAUUAUUUGUAG